Molecule: messenger RNA, 3662 nt
Organism: Suillus fuscotomentosus
Lineage: Eukaryota; Fungi; Basidiomycota; Agaricomycetes; Boletales; Suillaceae
Product: CHAT domain-containing protein
Exons: 5
Coding region: 51-3443 (1130 amino acids)
Molecular function (GO): protein binding
Source: RefSeq, a predicted model, not a curated record
CACCACUCAGCCCAUCUUCAAUCCCCACCAAUUUGCUCUAUCACACCAUCAUGCCUGGUAGCUCAGAAAGCCGAUGUAUCAGACUUGAAGUCAUUAGUGGAAAGAAUCUUCAAGUUCCCUCCUGGCGCAACCCUGCUGGCAUCUACGUAUCCAUCAAUGUCGACUCCAGGGGGCGCUGGAAAUCAGCCAUCGGUGUCUUAUCAUCUGAUGAAUCUGUAGUGUGGGGGAAUUCUAUAACUCUAUCAUCACACUCCUUACCUGUACUGUCAGUGGAGAUCAGGGCGUCCUUUGAGCUUGGUCGACCGCUAGGCGGUGGAGAGGUCAUCGGCGAACUUCAGAUGUUGCGGGAUGAGCUACUCGAUCAUGAAGAUGAGCCAUUUGAUUUAUUCUUCCCAUCCGUGCGCGGUGUUCACCCUUCCCUCAAGCUGAAGGCCGUCAUUGUACAUGCUUGCGACGAUCAGGACGACGCACUGUUUGAUUCCCUCGUAGACUGCGAGAUUGCUCGAGACACAGAUGCGGGUCACACACAAUUUGCCGCAUACAUGACAAGCAAGAAAGUCUCUCAUCUGAACGACGCUGUAGACCAUUUUCAGUUGGUUCUGGACCAGUGUCCGGCCAGCCAUCCAGACCAUGCCACGGCUCUCACCAACCUCGCGUGGGCCCGCCUUGAAGGCUAUAUCUUAAAUGAUCUCGAAGACAUCGAUGCCACUACUUCCCUCUUCCGCGACACCCUUGCAUUGCGUCCGCAGCACCAUCCCGAUUAUCCCUUAUCUCUAUACAAUCUCACCCGAGCGCUGACUUGGCGCCACUCCAAGAAAAGUACUGCUGCCGACAUUCGCGAAGCCGCCCAACUCUAUCAUGAACUAUUGCCUCUCUUCCCAGAGGGUACCUACCUUUAUAGCAUCGCGGCAGGGAAGAACGGUGUCGAUCAUGUGAUUGGCAGCUGCAACGAACUUCCAAAAGAUGCAUCUGAUGAGGGCAUCCACUUUCGACGAGUCGUUCUCGAUCUCUGUCCUCUGGGCCAUCAACUCCGUCCAUCAAUACUUAAUAAACUUUCAAGUGCUCUCAGAUCACGGUUUACACAACGAGGCCACAUUGAUGAUUUAGACGAAGGCAUACUGUUUCGACGUGAAGCCGUGUCUCUGUGUCCCGAGGGACAUGCUAACCGUCAUACCUACCUGAACAACUUGGCCUUUUCACUCGUAUCCCGCUUUAGGUACCAAGGCAAACCUAAUGACCUCGAUGAGGCAAUCUCUUUACAUGAAGAAGCGCUGCGUCUGUGCCCUGUUGGGCACAAAUCUCGUGAUUACUCAUUAAAUACCCUAGGGGGCGCUCUCAUCGUCCGUUUCAACAAACGCGGCGACAUUGAUGACAUCACCCAAGCUAUCAGUCUCCGUCGCGAGGCACUGAUGUUGACCCCACCUGGGCAUCCACAUCGUCACACCACGCUUAACAACCUUGCCCUCACGCUCCAAACCAGAUGUAACAAAUCGCAUGUUAGAGAGGAUCUUAAUGAAGCCAUUGAUUUGUAUCGCGAAUCCCUUCGGCUAAAUGGGCUUGACAAUCCAGGGUACCCCGCAACUCUUUUAGGUUUGAGCUCGGUGCUCUGCUCUCGUUUCAAGCAAACUCAGAAGAAUGAAGAUGUCGAGGAGGCCAUUGCUCUUUGCCAACAAUCAUUGGCGGCUCUGUCUUCACUGCACCCGGGCAGGUAUUUCAGCUACGUGUGGCUAAAGGGGGCCUAUUUGUCUCGUCACGAGAUUCGACAUGACCCUGCUGAUUUACUGCUCGCUAUAGAGAACUUCAGACUUGCCUCGCGGCACCCCACUCAAGGACUCCCACAACGCAUUGCGACAGCACACAAAUGGACCAUUGCCGCGGAGCAGCAUGGUCAUGAAUCCGCAUUAGAGGCAUACAGCACGUGUUUCGAGCUUCUUGAUGGUCAUUUGGCAACGCGAUCAUCGACUAUUUCACGACGCGAAGCUGCUGCUGCCUUCAAUGGUGUCAGAUCGCUACCUGUAGAUGCAGCCUCAUGUGCCAUAUGUCACGACAAUCUACGACAGGCAGUUGAACUCGCAGAGCAGGGCCGUGGCCAGCAAUGGUCGCUGGCAUCUCGACUCAGAACUCCAGUUGAAGACCUCGAGUCAGCAGAUCCGACACUGGCGCGCGAUUUUUCGGAGCUGAGCAAACGCGUUUCCAAUGCCGCACAGAGUUCUGCAACCAUCACCGACAGAACUGCUGCUGAUCGAGCAGCAACAGAAUAUAGGAGACUUACAAGGCAAUGGGAAGCAGCGGUAGCUGAGAUACGCAAUCUUCCAGCGUUCUCGCGGUUCCUCCUCCCACCUUCAUACAAGGACCUCCAAGCCGCAGCACGCCAAGGCCCGGUCAUCAUCCUCAUUGCGAGUCAAUACUCGUGCAGCGCCAUCAUUGUCCCGACGUCAGGAGACCCCCAUCAUGUUCCUUUGCCGUCCAUCGCUCUCGCAGAUCUCAAGAUUCUCAAGGAUCGCUUCACCAGGGCAAUACGAGAGUCAUCUCGGAUGAACCCACGGGAGUCGAGGACGGAUCUAAUAGUGCUCUUACGGAUAAUAUGGGACCAGAUCAUGCUACCCAUCGUCGACGUACUCGAGCACGUCCUCAAACUACAGCGCCGCUCUCGAAUCUGGCUGUGUCCCACUGCAGCUUUCACGUCCAUUCCUCUUCAUGCAGCUCACCCGUUUCAAACAAAGCCGGAUCGUUCUGGGAAGGAGCCAUGCCUGGAGGAUAUCUACAUCUGCUCUUACACCCCGACACUUUCUGCUCUGAUCAGAUCUAGACAGUCGAUGAAGAAGCGCGUGCCUCCGUCCUUUGUGGCGAUCGGACAGGGUCAACCGGGUGCAGGGAAAGGCAAGGCGCUCUUAGCUGUCGACAGCGAGCUCGAGCUCGUCCAUAAGCUUGUCCCCGCGACGGCCAACCGCACCACUAUCUCUGGCGAUGAAGCCACACGAGCAGGUGCACUCGAAGCCUUGCAGCAGAACACCUGGGUGCACCUCGCUUGUCAUGGCAAGCAGGACCCAAAGCAGCCUUACGAUUCGCAUUUCGUCAUGAAAGACGAACAUUUGACGCUGCUCGAUAUCAUGGAGAGACAUAUUCCACAGGCCGAGUUCGCGUUCUUAUCGGCUUGUCAUACCGCUGUAGGCGAUGAGGAGACGCCCGAUGAAGUGAUCCACCUCGCAGCUGGUAUUCAGUUUUCAGGGUUCAAGAGCGUCGUUGGCACGCUGUGGGAGGUCGACGAUUCUGUCGCGAAACACGUCGUAGAAGCUUUCUACGGGUAUAUGUUUGGAGAUUUGCAGAAAGGUGGUGUCAUGGACUGCACGAGGGCAGCCUGGGCACUCAACCGUGCUACGCACACGGUGAAGACGAAAGUGCCGCUCGAGCAGAGAAUGGUUUUUGUUCAUAUUGGUGUGUAGUUGUACGUCGCAUUGCUGUCGUCUGGUAUAUAUUCACAUGUUAAUCUGAGACCCUCUUUCAUUCUGUUGUACAAAUGACCCUGAUGCAUGUUUCUUCACUCUAGCUAUAGUCUAUUUCGUAUAUAUUGUCGUGUUUUUGUCGACUAGAAUGUUUCACCAAAGUUCUUGUGUACUCAACUUUGACUCAACUCGUCUUUUGCUUGAGUACUUAGAUAGUAG